AUGCCAGCAAAGAAAGAUGACUCCGCUAAGGGUCGUAACCGUGGAUUACAAACUGAAAUUAAUCCUCUCUUAUUGUCGUCCAACCCAAAUCUAAUCAGAAGACAGUAUCGAGGACAAAAUCCAUAUUUAAGCACAUAUGGUGUCGAGGAUAAAAAGAUACGUAAAAGGUUUGAAAAAGGUUUAAAAUUCCAUGAAAAAGGUGAAAUUAGUGCCAAUAUUGAGCGUGAGAGAGAACUGCUGAAGGCUGAAAAGGAACAGGAACUCAAAAGGAGGGAAUUUGAAGCACAGCGUCGAGAAGAGGUGAGGAAGAAAGUGGAAUGUGGUGAAUUGCCAGAUACCAGUAUUGGCGAAGAGAAAUUUGCACCUAGAGAAGUUCCAAUAGUGGAAUGGUGGGACAAACCAUUUUUAGAUGAUCAAUUAAACAUUUUAUCCAAGUAUACCGCUGAUACAAUUGCCGCCGACGAUGAAGAAAGUGAGGAUGAGGACGAUGAACGUCCUUCCAUUAGAUACGUCGAACAUCCUGUACCUAUAAAAGCUGAUAGUUCUCGACCUGUGGCUAAAGUUUAUUUGACUAAAAGUGAACAGAAAAGGAUUCGUCGUAAUAGAAGGAAAUUGCAACGGGAGGAACAUGAGACAAGGAUUAAGAUGGGGUUGGAACCGAAACUUGAGCCCAAAGUAUCAUUGAGGAAUAUGAUGAGCGUUUAUGAAAAUAACCAAAACAUUACGGACCCUACAGCAUGGGAAUCGACUGUGAGACAGCAAGUAGCAUCAAGAAAGAGAAAACACGAAGAGAUGAAUGCCGCUAGACAUGAAGAAGCGCAACAGAACAAAAAAGCUAAGAACGAGACCAUAACUCCUGGUGAUCAUUGUAAAGUGUUCCGAUUUCAGAACUUGAGUAACCCUCGUAUAAGAUUUAAACUAAAGACCAACGCCCAACAGCUCUCGUUAAAAGGAUUAUGUCUUAGAGUUGGUGAAAAUGGUAGCGGAAUCAUUGUUAUCGUGGGCAGCGAGAAGUCCUGUAAAUUCUAUGAUAAACUAGUCACUAGAAGAAUCCAUUGGGAUGAAACUUUUGAGAACAAAGAGACACAUGAAACCGCUGAUAUGAGCGGAAACCAUGCCGAGAAAGUAUGGGAAGGUGAAUGGGAAGGACCAUCAUGGGGACCGUUUUUCAUGAAAAUAUGUCAAGACAGACAAGAGAUGGAAGAGUUACUGCGACAGCGUAACGCCGAACAUUUGAUAACGUCAAUCAAUGGCAAAUGA
Zygosaccharomyces rouxii is the source of this 1260-nucleotide messenger RNA. It is a transcript of the gene PRP3, whose product is annotated as U4/U6-U5 snRNP complex subunit PRP3. Lineage: Eukaryota; Fungi; Ascomycota; Saccharomycetes; Saccharomycetales; Saccharomycetaceae. The record is from RefSeq and is a predicted model, not a curated record. The coding region runs from base 1 to 1260 and encodes 419 amino acids. Gene Ontology annotation, cellular component: U4/U6 x U5 tri-snRNP complex. Gene Ontology annotation, biological process: mRNA splicing, via spliceosome. The transcript has a single exon.